Messenger RNA from Hippocampus zosterae (dwarf seahorse), 1797 nucleotides. RefSeq names its product zebrafish testis-expressed 38 (gene zte38). The transcript has 12 exons. The record is from RefSeq and is a predicted model, not a curated record. Lineage: Eukaryota; Metazoa; Chordata; Actinopteri; Syngnathiformes; Syngnathidae. The coding region runs from base 530 to 1441 and encodes 303 amino acids.
UAUCCACUGGUUUCCUCAUACAUAGGUUUAGUAGUUAACACCACAUAAAAAAAUAUGAAGACAAUAGUAGGAAGCUUUUUCUUGUAGUUAAUACAGCUGUUCAGUGAUCUAUAUAUUUAAAUUGUUGAACAAAAAAAGUUACGAAUUUAAUAAAGUCACAAUUCAGCUGUGAGUUUUCGGUGACCUCUGGGUUGAAAGUGCUUUGAGACAAUUUAAUUCCUCAAUGACAAUAGGCCUAAAUUAACUCUAGCAGAGCACAGAGGUGGGGACCCAAUUAGCUUUUGCGGUUUCUUCUACUGGUGAAUGCAACAGCCAAUCCGUAAAUUUAGCUGCUGCUAAUCGAUAUUAAACUUCGCUCACCUUGAUCACUGAAGCUAUUUUAAGCAUAAACUGACAGUGUGUCGUGAUUUUUUUCAUAUAGACAGUAGCCAAUAUUGGUCUCGUUUAACAACAAGAAGAAACAAUUAAUAAUCGUAGGCGACAGCUAAUUAGCUUUAGCAACACCUGGCCGAAAUUUUUUACAACAAAAAUGGCAGCUGUAACGGGCAUCAAGAAGAAGGCGGAUACUGCCGAGUGGACUGGAUUAUUUCCCAACGACCUCGAUAACAAGCAGGGGUCCCUUGUCUUCGUCAAGAGGAUGAUGGCUGUGGCUGUGUCCUCCAUCACCUACCUCAGAGGCAUUUUUCCUGAAGAUGCCUACUGCUCAAGAUAUUUGGAAGAUUUAUGCAUUAAGAUUUUGCGGCAAGACUGCAGGACUGGAGGCAGCAAAGUUGUCAAAUGGCUGAUUGGCUGUUUUGAUGCAUUGGAGAAACAAUAUCUACAGAUUGUGUUCAUCGGGCUGUACACCAAUCCUGCUGAACCCAAUCGCAUUAUUGAGUCCUACAGUUUCAAGUUCAAGUACACAGAGUCAGGUCCAGAGAUGGAUAUACUUAGGAACAAUGGUGGUGAAUUGAAGGUCGCGUUGGAAGAAACCAAGAGAGCGAGCGUGCUGCUGAUCAGGAAGUUAUUCCUGCUCAUGCAGAACCUUGACGUCCUUCCCACAAAUAUCCACCUGAGCAUGAAGCUCUACUACUAUGAUGACAUCACUCCAGCGGAAUAUGAGCCACCAGGCUUCAAGGAGGGCACAUGCGACAGCCUGUGGUUUGAAGGCACGGCCGUGCACUUCACGGUGGGUGAUGUCCAGACGGCUUUCCAUACCUUUCAAGUGCGAAUGUCUGCUGAGAGAAGUCGGCUACAGAAGCUUCAAGAUGAAAAUCAUCUGAAGGACACCAAGCCGAUUAUCACUUCAGGGAAAGAACCCGACAAGGGCCCUGACAAGAUGGUGUAUGCUGAUGAUGAGCAGUGCCCUGAAGAUGAGUCAGCAUGGUUCAAGAAACCCACAAAACUUGUGGUCAAGAGAAAGGCACCAGCCAAAAACGAGACAAGAAAGAGAAGACUUUAAGACUUUACCAAAACGAUAAUCAGCAUAGUAGUCACAAAUGUACUGUUCCUCCUUUUACUAACAUUGAACACCAUCGAUUGUAAUCUCACAUCACAUUAUUUAAUUUCAUGACGUUUCCGUGUUUUACUGCUCACAAGGCAGCCAAUGUGACAUUUGUAAUUGGAGCAGCAUACAGUUUAAAGCAAACUAUGUGAAUUUGCGUGUUCUUAAAUUAAUUUUUCAGUGAGCGUUCAAUAAAUAAUAUCCUAAUAAAAAGAUGGAUUCGGGUUUUUUUUUGUGCAUAAAAAUAAAAGCCAAUCUGCAAAAAGGCACACGGCACAAAUUAUGUGAGCAAAUUAACAUUGCAAAAAUAAAAA